AUGUCUGCACUCUUCUCAGAAUAUUUCAAAUUCAUUGCACUUGUCUUCAAGAAUAAGGACACGGCAAUUGUAAAUGGCUUUAUUGGUUUAGGUACAAUAAUCAGUCAAACAGCAUACAACAUCUUAGCGUUUAACUGUCCAUGUGCACCAAAGGAGAAUUACCUGUAUGGCAUGGCAGCGAUCGGUGUACCCGCCCUCACUCUCUUUGUAAUUGGGGUCAUUCUCAAUCAAAAUACCUGGGACAUUGUGUCGGAGUGUAGCAACAGAAAAUGCCAAAAACUGUCAGGCACUGCUGCAUUUGCUCUGCUCGGCUCUAUUGUGGGUCGAGCAGCAGUUGCUCCGAUCACCUGGUCUGUGAUUUCCCUCCUGAGAGGACAAGCAUAUGUUUGUGCUUUUAGUGAGUUUAUAGACCCCUCUUCGGUGGACAAUUUCCCUCCAACUAAAGACGCUGCAAAAAUCAUGGCCCUCUUUCCAUGUAAGGAUUUACCUGCUCCACUCUUGAAUUACUCAGGAGAGGUUGAACGACGGUUGAAGUAUGAAUCCCAGCUGUUGGGCUGGCUGAUGGUUGGCGUCGUCUCCCUCUCUGUCUUUCUGCUGCUCUGCAUUAAACAUUGCUGCUCUUCCCUCGGCUACCAGCAAGAAGCGUACUGGUCCCAUUACCGCUCCAAUGAAAAAGCUCUUUUCCAGCGGACGGCUGAAGUACACGCUAAAUUAAACGCUGCUAAUAACGUCAAGACUUUCUUUGGCUUUGUGGAGAUGGAAAAUCAAGAGAAGGAGCUUUUAGAAAAGUGUCAAGGUGCCAGGAGCGUCAUUCCUAGUCUGGACUGGAACCGCAUCACAGGAGUUUACAUGUACAGAGAAAUCAAUGAGGCUCCGAUGUACAGUCGCUUAAACAAAUGGGCCUAUUACACAAACGACAACUCAAAUCAACAUAUGAGUGAAACGGAUUUAGCCUAAUUAAUGCUGUGUA
Triplophysa dalaica is the source of this 970-nucleotide messenger RNA. RefSeq names its product calcium homeostasis modulator protein 2-like. The transcript has 2 exons. Lineage: Eukaryota; Metazoa; Chordata; Actinopteri; Cypriniformes; Nemacheilidae. The record is from RefSeq and is a predicted model, not a curated record. Gene Ontology annotation, molecular function: monoatomic cation channel activity. The coding region runs from base 1 to 957 and encodes 318 amino acids.